Daucus carota subsp. sativus is the source of this 1122-nucleotide messenger RNA. Its product is annotated as SKP1-like protein 21. NCBI's taxonomy places the organism in Eukaryota, Viridiplantae, Streptophyta, Magnoliopsida, Apiales, Apiaceae. Gene Ontology annotation, molecular function: cullin family protein binding. Bases 1 to 1122 code for a protein of 373 amino acids. Gene Ontology annotation, cellular component: nucleus; cytoplasm. The transcript is spliced from 9 exons. Gene Ontology annotation, biological process: SCF-dependent proteasomal ubiquitin-dependent protein catabolic process. The record is from RefSeq and is a predicted model, not a curated record.
AUGGCUAAACCUGGAAGACUAUUAAUCGCUAAUUCCAGAAGCCAUCAAUCGCUAAAUGUUUUAGCAGUUGAUGGUUGGCAGUUGAAAGCUACUAGUCAAGCCGCCAAGUGCACAGUAUGGCUUCAAAGUGCUGAGGGAGACAUGAUAGAAUUAGAAUCUGAUCUUUGUUGGUUAUCCCCCGUAUUAUCCCAUUUAUUGAAUUGUGGAGUUGGGUUUUCAAGGAGCAACCCCAUUUGUCUACCUCCAAAGGUUGCAGCAGAAGGAAUGAAAUUGUUCAAAGAUUACUUUCAAUUCAUUAAUGAAUCUAAUCGAUCUGCCGAGGAGUGCGAUUUGUUUGUUUAUGAAUUUGUGAAAAAGGACACACCGACUCUCCUCAAGUUGGGUCACGCUGCAAAUUAUCUUCAAUUGGAAGGAGCAGUGGACACCAUAUGUGAUGCACUUGCUCAAAACAUUGGUAAAAACUCAGGGGAUGUGAAGAAAGAUUUCAUUAAAUAUUUUGAGAAGUGUGCAAAGGGACAAGUGCUCCAGCCUCAGGAAAAUUUAAAUUGUGAUUCACGUAUUAGAAAUUCAAAUAAAUUGUUGGGAAAACAAAAGAAAGACAUCAAAGACCUAGAGAAUGUAAAGAAAGCGGAGGGAAAAGACGAAGCUCAUAGGCAUGAAGAACGUUCAGUUGAUGACCUCAUUUCUUUUAUCAACGGGGGAGAUGGAGAUACCAAGGGGAUUGGCACUUUGAAGAGGAAGAAGAAAAAGAAUGGUAAGAAAGGGAAGGAUAAAUUCAAAAAUUCUUCUGAUAGUGUCAUUCCUUCAUCUGUAGCAUCAGCUACAAAAAAUGUCACUAACAACGGUGAAGAGGACAUACAUGCUUCCUCUUUUGCAAACCAUAGUGGUACAACUACUGAUUCAUUAAAUAUGUUGAGCACUCAAAUUGAGAGCUUUAAUGUUGAGGGUGACACUGGUGAUGAUAGGGAAGUGGAUGCAUUUAAACGGCGACUAACUAGUAUUGUUUGUCCCAAGAAAAGGCUCGUUCUUACGGAUGGAAUAAAGGCACUCAUAAGGACAAGACUACUCUGCCUCAUGAAAAGUAAUCUUUCUAUGUCAACAUCUCAUGAGAAUGACUUAUGA